AUGUCUAGAUCACAUAUAUCCCAGAACUUCGAGUCGAUCUUACCAGAAUAUCAACACAUUUCAACUGUAUCUGUUCCCCGAACAAGCAAAUACAGAGCACCGCUUGCCACAUCACGUACAAAUUUGACCAACAUAAAAUUAGAAAACAAUACAUUACAAGAUGAACCUCGAAUGUUAAAAUUCGGCCUUCUUAACAUUAGAUCGCUUACCAAUAAAGAACCUAUUGUUAAUGAAAUAAUUAAUGACCAAAACUUAGAUGCACUCUGUUUAACAGAAACCUGGCUUAAAGCAGACGACUACAUUAGUUUAAACGAAUCCACCCCACAAGACUAUUAUUAUAAACACGAACCUAGGUUAAAGGGGAGAGGGGGUGGUGUAGCUACAAUAUACAACAAAAUUUUUAAAGUAAACCAAAAAUCUGAACUAAAAUUUAAAUCAUUUGAACUAAUGUUGUUAAAUAUGGAAAUAACUGAUCGUAACCACAAACAGCUCUCUUUUGCCUUAGCUACAAUCUAUAGACCUCCGGGCCACCAUGCAGAUUUCCUUAAAGAAAUAGCAGAUUUUCUGUCUGAGCUUGUAGUCACUGUAGAUAAAGCUCUUAUCGUUGGUGAUUUUAAUAUUCAUGUGGAUAACCAUAAAGAUGCAUUAGGACGUGCGUUUAUGGAUGUUCUAAAUUCUCUCAAUAUUAGACAAAACGUGACAGGGCCAACGCAUACUCGUAAGCACACAUUAGACUUAAUUCUUUCACUCGGGCUUAAUAUUAAUGACAUCAAAAUAUCACCUCAGAGUGAUGCAGUUUCUGACCAUUACCUUGUGUCAUACACUGUACUUCUAGAUAGGAUCACAGACAUCCCAACUUGCAAAAAGUCAUUUCAGGGAGGUAUCCCGAAGCCCCCUACCCCCCCCCCCCCCAAAAAAAAAAAAAAAUUAAGGAGGACAAGGAUAUGA
Messenger RNA from Misgurnus anguillicaudatus (oriental weatherfish), 948 nucleotides. The record is from RefSeq and is a predicted model, not a curated record. NCBI's taxonomy places the organism in Eukaryota, Metazoa, Chordata, Actinopteri, Cypriniformes, Cobitidae.